AUGGUUAUGGUGGCACAGGCGGGAUUUCAGUCUAAUUGGCGUGUUGGGGGAGCCCGGGAGGAUGGAGGGUCCCGCGUUGGUUGGGUCAAACGCAGUGAGGAGGAGGAAAACACAGACUCAUCCAUCAACCUGCAAACCCCGGAGUCCACGGCGCACGCCACCGUCCCAGUAGGUGAGAGCAGAACGAUGAGGACCACAGUGGCUCUGCUGCUGCUGCUCUGUCUCUGUGAUGUCACACACUGCGACUGUCACAGCGACUGCCUGACCUGCGACAGCGUCCUGCCCAGACGCACACGCUUCAACACCAUGGUUUGUCUCAUCGAGUGCGAAGGCAACGUCUCUCCGGCCUUUUCAUGGGACUUUUGUCAAAAGGCGCUGCUCUCUCCGUUAGACGCUCUGAAAGGUUUGCAGAGAAAGAGGUCUGAGGAAGAGGUGGAGUCCCUCAUUCCCGACGAAGAGCAGCCUCCGCACUCAGACCUGUUGUUACCCAUGUCCUUACAGCGCUUCGACCACGUGAUCCAGUCGUUCGGGAUGGACCAGAGCGACGUGGGUGACACUGCAUAUGACUCCCAGAAUGCUUUAUCUCUGGAGGACAAUAUGGGCAGCAUGGCAGGACCAGGCGAUGUAGAUCCAGGUGUGGCCACUAGGGGUCAGAGUGAUGCAGGUUUGAGCGUCACGAAGAGGUUUGGGGGCUUCGUAAAGGGGCGGCAUGGAUACAAGAAGAUCAUGACCCCGGGAAGGUCCUAUCAGAAGAGAUACGGCGGCUUCAUUGGCAUUCGGAAGUCGGCCCGCAAAUGGAACAAUCAAAAACGUUUCAGCGAGUUCCUGAAGCAGUAUCUCGAAAUGAGUUCCCGAGCGACCGAGUUCAACAGCGUGUCGGAGGACCUCGCCGCACAAAGUGAAAUCUAG
Messenger RNA from Knipowitschia caucasica, 909 nucleotides. The record is from the annotation of a GenBank genome assembly. Lineage: Eukaryota; Metazoa; Chordata; Actinopteri; Gobiiformes; Gobiidae.